This is a messenger RNA of Bolinopsis microptera, 1385 nucleotides long. RefSeq names its product protein SEC13 homolog. The record is from RefSeq and is a predicted model, not a curated record. The coding region runs from base 15 to 953 and encodes 312 amino acids. Gene Ontology annotation, cellular component: nuclear pore outer ring; COPII vesicle coat. Gene Ontology annotation, molecular function: structural molecule activity; protein binding. Gene Ontology annotation, biological process: protein import into nucleus; positive regulation of TOR signaling; COPII-coated vesicle budding. NCBI's taxonomy places the organism in Eukaryota, Metazoa, Ctenophora, Tentaculata, Lobata, Bolinopsidae. The transcript has 9 exons.
GGUUACACUGCACUAUGGCUACUGUGGUAGGAAAAGUUGAGACCCAACAUGAGAACAUGAUUCAUGAUGCCCAGAUGGACAUCUAUGGACACCGGUUAGCCACCUGUUCCUCUGAUAGAUCCGUAAGAAUAUUUGAAGUGGACAAAAAUCAGCACCGACUUAUUGCUACACUGAUCGGUCAUGAUGGACCAGUAUGGCAGAUUUCCUGGAUGCACCCUAUGUAUGGAAAUGCUCUCGCUUCCUGCUCUUAUGAUAAAAAGGUGAUCCUAUGGAAGGAAUCAGAUCGAGGACAGUGGGCUAAGUUCUACACACACGAGGUCCAUGCCAGCUCAGUAAACUCGAUCCAGUGGGCCCCACCAGAUACAGGAUUAUAUCUAGCGUGUGGAUCUAGUGAUGGAACUAUCAGUAUUCUACAGGGAUCUGGAGACGACAAGUUCUCUUUCCUCAUGAUUCAGAACGCACAUACGACAGGCGUAAACGCAGUGAGCUGGGCGCCUUCCCACCCUUCUGGUACUACUCUCGAUCCGAGUACCAAAGACUAUGAUGUAAUCAGCAAACGUUUUGCAUCUGGGGGAGGAGAUAAUCUCGUCAAAGUUUGGAAAUUUAGCGACGAGAAGAAUGCGUGGGAGAUGGAAGCUGAGCUGAAGGGACACAACAAUUGGGUACGAGAUGUAGCCUGGGCCCCGGACACUGGCUUCACUACCAGUACCAUCGCCAGUUGCUGCCAGGACGGCAAAGUCUUUAUUUGGCAAUGUAAAGAUCUCGACAAAGCUAACUGGGAUAUAAAGAGAACGAUGCACACAUUUGAUGACGUUGUGUGGCAUUUAAGUUGGUCAGUAAUGGGUGACAUUCUAGCAGUCAGCGGUGGAGAUAAUAAGAUAACGUUAUGGAAAGAAUCCCACAAAGGCGCCUGGAUCUGUAUAAGCAAACAAGACACUAAUAAAACUAACUGAUCAUCACAUGUUUGAAAUCGUGACUUAAUUGAUGAUAUUAUGGAAUUGUUUUUUUUAUAACAGUGACUGAUUGGUUGGAGUUUUUCCAGGACAGAUUAUUCAGUUUCUUAUGCUUAACGAAUAGUUUUAUUAUAUGCAAAUUCAAAUUUUAUGGGAUGAUUAAUAGAGGUAUCGUAGGAAUUUAACACUGUUAUCCUCAUCUUAAUAACAUAUUUUUCGAAAUUGCAGCAGACAGACCAGUGAUUGUCGUAGCCUAGAGUCUAACUUUUCUUUUUGGCCCCCUGCUAAGGCAAAGAAAACGUCAUGUUUUCACGAUGAUUAAUAACAUAUAAUAAGACUUAGCGCUUUUUUCCUGUGGGGUUAUACGUUUUAAAGUAUAGUAAAUUUGUGUGUAAAUUCAAUAUUUUGUAAAGAUUCGCCCCAAAUUCUUGA